Messenger RNA from Cyprinodon tularosa, 1414 nucleotides. It is a transcript of the gene nkain1, whose product is annotated as sodium/potassium transporting ATPase interacting 1. Lineage: Eukaryota; Metazoa; Chordata; Actinopteri; Cyprinodontiformes; Cyprinodontidae. Bases 488 to 1111 code for a protein of 207 amino acids. Gene Ontology annotation, biological process: regulation of sodium ion transport. The record is from RefSeq and is a predicted model, not a curated record. The transcript has 8 exons.
UUUUUAAACGCCUCUGCAGAAUCCUCCUGGGGGGGGGUUGUGAGCCCCCACCCCCUUAUCUCGCUCCCUCUCUCCCCCCGGCUCCUCGUGCGCUCGCCCCAGCUCCAAUUGUUGACAAAAGACGCUGCGAGACGGAGGAGGCCAGAGCCGGUGCUGGUGUGGCCGAGGUGAUUGGGACCAAACAGCAGCAGCAGCAGGCCGGUGUGAAGCGGACUCCCCCCUCAGUCACCUCCUUCCUUCUCCUCACCUCUUCUCCAUUAUCCGCUAAAAAGAAAAACAUCCUCCAGACGGGAAAUUCUUAGACAAAUCGGAUGAUAGAGAUGCGAGUGUGAGUGGAAACGCCGGAGGAAGCGGCGGCGGCCUCGUGCGGCUCUGUUUAUCCCGGGAAUGGUGUGAGCUGAGGCGUCCGGGCAGUCUGGAUCUGACCGGGGACUCAUCGUUUCCCCGGAGCCUCCGCGGCUCCAAGCCGCGACCCGAGCCCUCCAAGAUGGGGAAGUGUGACGGCAGAUGCACGCUGUUAGUGAUCUGUUCACUGCAGCUGGUGGCGGCCCUCCAGAGGCAGGUGUUGGACUUUCUGGGCUAUCAGUGGGCUCCCAUUCUGGCCAACUUCCUGCACAUUAUGGCCAUCAUCCUGGGCAUGUUCGGCACUGUGCAGUUUCGCUUCAGAUACCUCAUUUUUUAUGCAGUAUGGCUGGUCCUUUGGGUGGGGUGGAACUCCUUCAUCAUUUGUUUCUACCUGGAAGUGGGAAACCUGUCUCAGGACAGAGACUUUCUCAUGACCUUCAACACAUCCCUCCAUCGCUCCUGGUGGAUGGAGCACGGCCCCGGCUGCCUUGUGACACCAGUGCUGGACGGUCAGAUGGCCCCCGACGACCAUCACGUCAUCACGGUGUCGGGGUGCCUCCUCGACUACCAGUACAUUGAGGUGUUGAGUUCAGCCAUUCAGAUCCUUUUGGCUCUCUUUGGCUUCGUGUACGCCUGCUACGUGAGCAAAGUCUUCCAAGAUGACGAGGACAGCUUUGAUUUCAUUGGUGGGUUUGACUCAUACGGCUACCAGCCACCUCAGAAGUCCUCUCACCUGCAGCUGCAGCCUCUUUACACGGCUGGUUAAGUGUCUGUAGCGCCCCCUUGAGGCCCUAAGCUGAAGUUGUCACUGUGGAUGGAAAGAAAGCAGCAACAGGUCAUCAUGAGUCAUGAUUACACUCACUCUUUUGUGUCACAGUUUUUUACCCCGAGAAGAAGACUUUUUUUGAGCUCAGGAGGAGAGACGUGUUUAAAUGUUUGUGUCUGAAGAACGAGAAGGAAAUCAUCCCUGAAACGACCGUUUGCAGGAGCUCAGGGAAGAACCAGCAUGCUGGGUGGAAGAGGAGAGAAGAUCCCCUAAAAACUGCCAGCUCUAAAUGCUUCCUCCUGA